Molecule: messenger RNA, 1269 nt
Organism: Saccostrea cuccullata (small rock oyster)
Lineage: Eukaryota; Metazoa; Mollusca; Bivalvia; Ostreida; Ostreidae
Product: solute carrier family 35 member C2-like
Exons: 9
Biological process (GO): UDP-glucose transmembrane transport
Cellular component (GO): endoplasmic reticulum-Golgi intermediate compartment; Golgi apparatus; cis-Golgi network
Molecular function (GO): antiporter activity
Source: RefSeq, a predicted model, not a curated record
CAUGAAAUUGAACAUGCCAUUCAGCCAAGGGCCAGGGAAGUUAAGCAGUCUUUGUGUUCAUUUGGAUUUUUGGUGACUGCAGUUAAGACGUUUUGUUUGGUUAUAUUUUUCUACACCUUUUCUAUUGGACUUACUUUCUACAAUCAGAGAUUUAUUAGGCAUUUUGAAGUUCCACUUUCACUUACAAUGGCUCACCUGGUUGUGAAAUUCAUGAUAUCAGCAUUCCUAAGAACUCUGCUCUCCAUUUAUUUGAAAGAGGACAGAGUUCUCCUUCCCUGGGGUGAAAAUUUGAAAAAAGUAGCCCCAACAGGCAUUGCCAGCAUUAUGGAUAUUGCAUUAUCAAACUGGAGUUUUGAAUUUAUUACAAUUUCUUUAUAUACCAUGACCAAGUCUACUGCUGUGAUAUUUAUUUUAGGAUUUUCUUUAUUGUUCAGACUAGAGAAGCCUAGGCUGGUGUUGGUCUUUGUGGUGCUAUUUAUAGCUGGUGGCUUGUUCAUGUUCACAUUCCACUCUACGCAGUUCAACAUGAAGGGUUUCAUCAUGGUCCUCUCGGCCUCUCUCUUAUCCGGUCUCAGGUGGACUCUUGCUCAACUGGUCACACAGAAACAAAAAUUAGGUUUACACAAUCCUCUGGAUUUAAUGUAUCAUAUUCAGCCCUGGAUGAUGAUUGGGCUGCUUCCAUUGUCUGUUUAUUUUGAAGGGAUUAAGCUGAGUACUAAAGAGGACUUUUUUGCUUACACAGACACAGCACUCAUCAUAAGAAAUCUAGGACUAGUAUUUCUAGGAGCCUUUAUUGCUUUCUUUUUGGAAUUUAGUGAAUUUCUAUUAUUAGCCAAUACAUCAAGUUUGACCCUUUCAAUAGCAGGCAUAUUUAAGGAGGUGUGCACAUUGUACUUAGCAGCUAGUGUUAAUGGUGAUAAGAUGAAUUUCAUUAAUGGAAUUGGUCUUAUUGUCUGUUUAUCUGGGAUCUCAAUUCAUGUCAUUGUCAAAGCUGUUAGUGCUCGUGGCAGCAGUAAAAAUGAAACUAGACUUUCCCAGGAAGAGACUAUGGAAAUGUUGAGAGCUGACGACUCAGAAUCCGAGGAGAGUGACAUUUUUAAUGCUAAAACAGACCGAUGACUCGGAGUAUUAAUGUGCAAUGAUAAAUAUCAAAUUUUUAAUCUUAUUUAACUGUUAAGCAUUAACUUUCAUAUCAUAUUCAUCUAUUAUAUAAUUUUGUAAGAUGUAUUUUUAAAUGUCUUUACUCAUAAUAAAUUAUUUUGUUGUUAC